AUGCCUAAACACUACUGCGACUACUGUGAUGUUUUCUUGACUCACGAUUCCACCUCUGUCCGCAAGGCACACAAUAGUGGGCGGAAUCACCUAGCGAAUGUUCGCGACUACUAUGCUUCACUUGGGCACGACAAAGCUCAGAGUAUCAUCGACCAAAUUACUUCUGCAUAUGAGACUGGCAGCGGCCCACCACCUGGUGGUUUCGGAUUCGGACCUCAACACCUCGUUGCCCAGCCGCCUCCUGGGUUUGGCGGUCCGAUGCCCCCGCCAGGCUUCGGUGGUCCUCGACCUCCCUUCCCACCUGGUAUGGCUCCGCCCGGUAUGAUGGCACCGCCAUUUCCACCUAAUGGUCCGAUGGGAGCCCCCCCAUUUCCGCCGAAUGGAAUGGGAGCCCCUCCUUUCCCGCCCAAUGGUGCAAUGGGAGCACCUCCGUUCCCACCCAAUGGUGCGAUGGGAGGUCCUCCGUUCCCUCCACCAAACAAUGCACAAGGACCUGGCCCGUCUGCUCCAGGAAACGGCCCAACAAUGCAUCCAGAUCGCAUGCGCAUGAUGGGCAAUGGGCGUUGA
This is a messenger RNA of Mycena indigotica, 567 nucleotides long. RefSeq names its product U1 small nuclear ribonucleoprotein C. Lineage: Eukaryota; Fungi; Basidiomycota; Agaricomycetes; Agaricales; Mycenaceae. Gene Ontology annotation, biological process: mRNA 5'-splice site recognition; mRNA splicing, via spliceosome; spliceosomal snRNP assembly. The record is from RefSeq and is a predicted model, not a curated record. The transcript has 9 exons. Bases 1 to 567 code for a protein of 188 amino acids. Gene Ontology annotation, molecular function: pre-mRNA 5'-splice site binding; zinc ion binding. Gene Ontology annotation, cellular component: nucleus; U1 snRNP.